AUGGCCACUGCGGCCGUGUCUGGCCCCCGGGCCGCCUCCGGAGCCGCCUCCGGGCCCAAGCACUCUGGCGCCGCCGGCUCGGCUGGUUACCAGCCUGUUCACCAGGACGACGAGAAUGAGGGCUCUGCUGAUGAGGGACAGACGGGCGAUGACAUCGCUGCUGCUUUUGCGACCCCCCAAUCUCGCUCUGAGCACCGAUUCAGGGUAGCCACUUACGUACUAUCCGUCUGCCUCGUCAUCCUCGUCGGCUCCAACCUUUACCUAUCUCUGCCAUAUGCGUUUCGUGGACACGGGUCAUGUCCGUGUUUGCCGUCCAAGGUGCCUCAGUAUUUCCAGACAUCUCCAGAGCUUUGGCCGGGACCCACGGCUACAGGGAAGCCAGCCUUCCUGGCUCAGACGAGGACUUUCAACCCCACGGCCAGCUAUGUGCCGAAUGAGCCGCUCCAAACUUCGAUACCCGUUGAAGGCAUGGGUCAAGGUAACCAGAGCAUCUUCAAAAUGAUGGGCUUCUUGUCUCCAUACUCCCCAUCGCCCGGCUUUGGAGUCGGCGAGUUCCCGCUGCCCCCGGAUGCCGAGAUCGUUCAGGUUCAGAUGCUCUCUCGCCAUGGGGCUCGGUAUCCCACGUCCGGGGCCGACGUCGCCCGGUUGGGAGAGAAAUUCGCCAAUGCUACGGGGAAGGCCAAGCUCAAAGGACAGCUCUCGUUCCUCAACAAUUGGAAGUAUCAACUUGGAUACGAGAUCCUGGUGCCAAAGGGCCGGGAAGAGCUGUUCGAGUCAGGAAUCCUUCACAGCUACAUGUACGGCAGCUUGUACAACGCCAAGAGCAAAAUCAUUGUUAGAACGACGACCCAAGAUCGGAUGCUCAAGUCGGCCGAGAACUGGAUGGCUGGCUUCUUCGGGCUGGAAUGGCCGAAUAAUGCUACUAUUGAAGUAAUCAUCGAAAAGCAAGGGUUCAACAACUCGCUUGCCGGAUCGCUGAACUGCCCAAACGCGGACUCCAAGGGACCAGGCAACGAGGCACGGGCCAAGUGGAUUCACACUUAUCUCCAGGAUGCAACCACUCGUUUCCAGGCUCUCUCCGAGGAUUUUACAUGGACCGUGGAUGACGUGUACGCAGCGCAGACCAUGUGCCCGUACGAGACCGUGGCGUACGGAUUCAGCAAGUUUUGCGACCUUUUUACUUACGAGGAAUGGGAAGGGUUUGGCUAUUCUAUUGAUCUCUUCUUCUCCUCAUACAGUGCUUUUCACAGCCCAGCCGGGCGGGCAGUCGGCCUCGGCUAUCAACAGGAGGUCAUUGCGCGGUUGAAGAACCACACACUUGGCUAUUCGGGCUCACAAAUCAACGUCACACUCGACAGCAGCACAGAAACAUUUCCGCUGAACCAAAGCCUGUACUUUGACUUCUCCCACGAUACCAAUAUUGUCUCGGUCUUGACAGCCUUCGGCCUGCGACAAUUUGCUGAAGAGCUGCCAGCUACGAGGAACCCCGGCCCACACAACUUUACCGUCUCCCAUAUCACGCCGUUUGGAGCUCGUCUGGACAUCGAGAUCAUCAAGACACCGAAGCCGCUGUCGCCCAAUCGAGACGGGUACUUGCGCGGAGGUGAAACCAAGUAUAUACACUUCAUUCUGAACCAGCGCACUCUGCCCUUGGGUCACAGCUUUCCCGAGUGCGACGCGGCCCGCAAGGAUGGGUGGUGCGAGCUGGACACAUUCUUGAAGGUGCAAGAAGGUAUGGCUGCCAAAGCCAAUUUCGAGCACGCGUGCUUUGGAGACUACCCCAAAGUUUCGUACGGCGACGUUACCGACGGAUCCCCACCUUGA
Purpureocillium lilacinum is the source of this 1824-nucleotide messenger RNA. RefSeq lists its product as uncharacterized. NCBI's taxonomy places the organism in Eukaryota, Fungi, Ascomycota, Sordariomycetes, Hypocreales, Ophiocordycipitaceae. The record is from RefSeq and is a predicted model, not a curated record. Gene Ontology annotation, molecular function: acid phosphatase activity.